UGGAGUUACUGCUGCAAUCCACGCUGGUUCCAGAGAGCUGCAGGAGUCGGUCAGUUCAUCGCAACCAGUCUCACAUCGCAUCGAAUCCUUUGCCUUGUACUUAUGUUUUAUUUUUGAGGCAGGGUCUGGAUUAAACGGCUUGGGCAGAGACUGCUUUGCACCCAUUUAGCUGAUGCACAUUUUGCAAGAAAAAUGAUCGCCCUGGUAUUUUUCGUACUUUUACUCGCGAGGCAAGCUUCCUCAUCCCCUGUACCCAUCGAGCAAUCGAAAGCCGACGCCAAGGUAAUGAAUUGUGUUGUCGAGGUCAUCUCCGACACGCUUUCCAAACCGAGCCCUUUGCCAAUCAGCCAGGAGUGCAUGGAGACUCUCAAGGGAGAUGAGAGAAUAAUCAGCAUGCUUCGACAUCAAAAUCUUCUGCGAGAAUUGCAGGAACUUGCUGCUGAAGGGGCCAAUGAGAUGGCACUACAGAAGAAGGAGAACAAUGAUUAUAAAGAGAAGCAACUUUCAGCACUCAAGAAUGAUGAUGACAAAAAGAUAGGUCCGUGUCGAGAUUACUCUCAAGAGGUUCCAGCACGAGAACAGCAAAGAUCCUCGACUGAAAAAGUGGUAAUUAAGGAUGAUGAGGAGGAGACCAUAAAGGAGAGACAACCAGCUGUAAGAAGGCACAGCUUUAUGAAUACUAAGGAUACAACUACUGACGCGAACAGCAUUGCAACUGAUAGAGAUAGAAGAACAGCAAGGAAACUCCCAAUAGGAAAUAAGUCAAUGAAAAGUGAAUCCUCUGAAAAUGAAUCUGCUGUGGACCAGUCCCAUGAAUGGAGGCAAAGUGAGAAGCAUAGUACAGAGGCACAUGAUGAGGAGGACACUGAAGAAGUGGGUGAAGAUCAAAUCAAAGAGAGUGAUGAAGAGGACGAGGAAGAAAACCACAACCAUUAUGAAGACAGUAAGGAUGAGGAGCUAACUUACAGUGAAGAGCCUUCAAAAGAAGUCUGGGGAGAUGAAGCAACCAACAGUGACAGCUCGGAGGUGGGGGAAAAUGGGAAAGUCUCAGAUGAAGAAAUAAGGUCUAAUGAGGAUGACAAGAGCCACCAGAAUUCAGAAAAAGUAGAGGAAGAAUAUUCAAGCAAGAAUGAUGAAAAGGAUGAGUUGUCUGAAGAGUGGGAGGAGAAUAAACAAAAGAUGGAUGAAUUUGCCCCAGAGCAGAAGUUGAGAAAACAUGAAGAAAUGAGUGAUGAAGAUAAAUCAAUCAGAUUUGAAAAUCCCAAACCACACAGCAGACGUGGUCAUUUCCAACACUUGCAGGGAAACAGAAGAUCUCAUUCUGAGGAAGAUAGGCAGAAAGAGAAGAUGUUCAUUGCAUCAUCCACAUUGCGAAAAAGGCUUGAUGUUGAGGAUAAGAAAGAAGAGGAAGGAAGUGCCACCAGGAAAAGUGAGGAGCAAGAAGUGGAGAGCCUUGAAGAGAUUGAAAGUGAACUGGAAGCAAUGGCAAGAAGGUUACACCAAAUGCGUAGUCGUUAAAUGCAGUGCUACAAAGCCUAAUAAUGAAGCAAUUAUCAGCACCUUCAAAGUACACUUUGUUUGACAAGUAAUAUUUUAUCAAGUGCAUCAAAAUCAUGAGUGCUCAAAUCGUUUUCUUUUUUUCCUUUGAGGUGCUGCCAUACUUAUGCUUACUAAAAUCAUUUUGCACCACUUUAUUUAGGGCAACUCUCAUUGCAUUCUUUUCUUUCUACAGUAGCUGAAUGAGUUUGCAAUAUUUUACUUUAUGGAUUAAAAUGCAAUGGCUUUUUAGAAUACCCUAUGAAAAGACAUGAAAUUCAUUAAAAUAGUGUUGUACUUGGUCACUGUCUGUGCCAAGUCAAACUAAUUGUACUGUAUAUUCUAUAUACAAUUUAUGUAAUUAAAAUAAAAUUACUUAGCCCAUG
Molecule: messenger RNA, 1922 nt
Organism: Pristis pectinata (smalltooth sawfish)
Lineage: Eukaryota; Metazoa; Chordata; Chondrichthyes; Rhinopristiformes; Pristidae
Gene: chga
Product: chromogranin A
Exons: 7
Coding region: 193-1518 (441 amino acids)
Biological process (GO): negative regulation of catecholamine secretion; defense response to bacterium; negative regulation of insulin secretion
Cellular component (GO): chromaffin granule
Source: RefSeq, a predicted model, not a curated record